GCAAUGAUUACCAGCGCAGCCUCUAUGAUGAGACAGGUCAAGCUAACGCAAAUCGUGGUCUUUUGGGGAAAUAUUUUACCAACGCAGUGAGUCUCCUGAUACUGAUACACCCAAUGCAUGAAUAAAUGAAUGAUGACUUCCAAAUACUAUAUCUUCAAUGCUUUCAGAUGUUAAAUAUGGAAUGGGAGAAGCAACUUCAAUACAUCUGUGGGAAAUGUUGGCAGCAUAUCUGGGAGUUCCAUCAAUUCCAGCAGGCAGUUAUAGAGGCGCAGAAGGGCCUACACUUGAAUAAGGAAGCGGCAAAAGAAGUUGGGGAAGUUGUUACGGUAAAAUCUGAGAUGAAUAUAAAAAAAGAACAACAGGAGUGGCAUAGUGGCCAGGAAUUUAUCGCUAGCACUGAGGAUUUAAUCAAACCUACACCCCUAACCUUUGAUAUAAAAACUGAAGAGCCUUUGUCUCUCAACAGUGAUUAUGAAGGAAUGUCGUCCCCUGGCCUGGAUCAGUUAACGGAUGGAGAAAUGUCACUGAUGUCCCACAUGUCCAGCAGAACAGAAAAUACCUCCUUGACCUAUGACAACGAAUCCAAUGAAGAAUGUAUGCCCUGUUCAUCUUUGGGUCAGACCAACCCAAGCUUUUCAAAUAAAAAGUUACCUGUUACCAAAAAGUCUGUAGAGGAGUUUGAUGAGCUGGUAGCUUUGUGGCGUUCCUCCUUGGAAUGUGAAAUUUGCCAUCAGCUGAAGGCCAGCUAUUCUCAGUUGAAAGAACAUUUUAGCAAAAAUCAUACUUCAGAAGGUUGCUACCUUAUGUGUUGCCAAUUGAGGCUGGAGACUCGUUACGAUAUUGAAAACCACAUACGCUAUCAUAAUGCCCCCCAGCAGCUAAAAUGUGUGGCCUGUUGCAAGGUUUACCGUUUGGAGGAACAUUUAAGAGCUCACAAACGGAAAGUGCACACCAGCAAGGGAGAAGAUAAAAAUGCUAAAGACGGCGAGAAGUUGGAAGUUGGGAAAUAUCGUUGCAGCAAGUGUUUAAAGGACUUUGCAACGAAAUCGCGUCUAAAUAACCACAGUCGUGAUGUCCAUAAACCCAAGAUUUUCGAAUGCCACAUUUGUGAAAAAUCCUUUAUGCAUCCGAAUGCGCUGCGCGAGCAUUUGGCUGCCCACACAGGGGACAAAGCGCAUGCCUGCUCCUUUUGCCCCAUGGCGUUUACCUGCCGAGCCUAUUACCGCCGGCAUAUGAGAAAACAUCAUCUCCAGGAAUGGAAUAACAUACAAAAUGAAGGGGCUCAAAAAGAAACUCUGGAUGGGUAUCGGCGAGAAACUCGAGGAGAGUGCAUGGUUUAUAUUUGCCAUUAUUGUUCCAGGGAGUAUGACAAAAAGUAUUCUAUGUUAAAUCAUCUGAAUCAGUGCCAAAGAGAUGGCCGACCGGUAGAGCCUAAUAUGGGAUUUCGGCUGGAAACUCGGGGAGAGAGUUUGAUGUAUGUGUGCAUUUAUUGUUCCAAGGAGUGUGAGAAGCGUAUUUCUAUGCUCAAUCAUAUCAGGGGAUGUCAAAGGGACGAUGGCCCAAUAGAGUUUAAAAGUGGGUAUCGGCGAGAAACUAGGGGAGAGAGUAUGGUCUAUGUUUGUGUUUUUUGUUCUAAGGAGUACGAUAAGCGUCCAUCCAUGUACACGCAUCUCAGGCAAUGUCAAAUAGAAUAUGGACAAAUAGGACCUAAACUAGGGUAUCGGCUUGAAACUCGUGGAGAGAGUAUGGUCUACAUUUGCAUUUAUUGUUCCAAGGAGUAUGAAAAGCCGCAAUCCAUGCGCAGUCAUCUCUAUCGAUGCCAUAGAGACGAUGGAUCUUUAGCGAAGCAGCAGGUAUCAAUAGCUUCUGAACCCCUAGCACCAGCUCCGCAGCAGCAAGGAUCAAGCAAGAACGAUGAAAGCAACACAACACCAGAUGGUGAUAUUUUAAAUGUGGUGGGUCAAGAAGCAGUAGGAGAAGAGGAUUCAUUGAUGACCCCCAUCGAGGAAAAAGAGCUGAAAGAUGAAACUGCAACAAGGACUAAUGUGAAGACCGAACAAUUUUCAGAUGAUACAAAUGCCUUGGUAUUUGAGGAAAUGGAUGAACGUGAAAUUCCACUAGAAUUUGAAGAUGCUACCUUUAAAAGUGAAGAAUUCAUAGAACCCGAAGAAGAAUUUAUUGAGCUAUAAACCAAGGCCUAAGACCUUAGUUGGAAUAUUAAAAGAACAAAACAGCGAAAAUUUUGUUAGUUUUAAGAAGCCAAAUAUUUUCUAUCCAAACUUUUUCAAUAAAAUUUUUUAUUCGCCAUAAAGUCUUGUAAUUCUGCUGAACCAAACGUGUGUUAUUCAAACAGCUGUUUUCUCACUAUAGAAUCAGCUGUUUUGGUUAUACUUAGCUAGGCUCAGGCAUUCAAACAGCUGGUUUCCUUCUACAGAAUCAGCUGACUGUUAUAUGUAAGUAACGUCAAAAUUCAUUUCAUAGUGGGAAAUCAGCUGUUUGGAUAACAUAUGCUUAGGUUAACAUAACUCCGUGACUUUAGGGCGCUAAACACUUUUUUAAACAAAAGUUUUCAAAAAAUUAAAUUGAAAACUUAGCAUGUGAAAGAUUGAAGAACCUAUGAAAGUUAUAUUUGAAUAAAAAAAAUACUUUGAUAGUUGACUUUGAGUUGCCACUUACCAUUAACAUUAUGCAUAAGUACCAUUGAGCACGCUUUGCCAUUUAUUUGUACGUCACCCUAUACUUUGGGUAGUAGUAGAUAUAAAUUUUCUUCAUGUACUUUUAUCACUUUAAAAAAUAAAAAAACUAAAAUAAUAAAAUAAUAUGAAAAAUAUUAAUGAGGACUUUUUGGAUUAUAAGCAGAGAGGGGAAAAAUAUGCACUUUUUGUUUGUGGGCCGAUUGUGACCAAAAUUUGAUUUAGGCAUAAUUUGGUAGAAAACGAAUUUUGAUUGCAUACCAGAGAACAGCAGCAAGCCACAUUAAAAAUAAGUGCACACCAAAGACAUGAAUGCGAAUGGCAAACGCACACCUUAUACCAGCAAUCAUUGUUGACUCUAACGACUUUAAACGAUCAAAACAUAAAAUGCUGUCUUAAUUUCGUUGAGCUAUUGUGUGUUUGCCGAUGAGCAUAAAAUUAUUGCCAAUCAUAUUUUGCAUUUUAAGCAAUACGCACGAUGGCUCACAAUGGCAGCAACGGUGUAGGAGAUACACACAGCAACGUUUCAGAGUUAUGGGAGCUGAAAUUAAUCUGCGUGCUUUGUAAUGGUCUGGUCUCUGGCAAAAGCAAUUCUCAUCCAAAAAAAAAAUAAGGAAAUGCUUACUUUAGCUUCAUAUAGCACUCAUUUGAGUGGUGCUUUCGUUUCCAAACAACACGCUAUGUCCGUCGACCAAAUUGAAAACUGAAAUCGACUGAAAGAUUACAAAAACGUUCGGUCAUCUCUCACUCCAUUUUAUAAGUGCGUGUGUUUCUAGCUAACUUUAUUUUUAGGUGGCAAGCGUAACAGACAAUUGCUUUGCCCAAAGUGACCAUUGGGUGCCAAAGUUCUCUGGUGCAUAUAUGAAAUAUGCAUCUAUUGUAUAUGUGCGUGUAUCUCUAGCUAACUUUAUUUUUAGGUGACAAGCGUAACGAACAAUUGCUUUGGCCAAAGUGGUUAUUGAGUGCCAAAACACAUUCGUUAAAGAAUAUAAAUAUAAAAAAAUAUAAAAAUAAUCAUUGCACAUUUUCGAUUAUAAAGCUUACCUCGGAAAAGAAAUUCAUACAUC
Stomoxys calcitrans (stable fly) is the source of this 3760-nucleotide messenger RNA. Its product is annotated as zinc finger protein Xfin-like. Gene Ontology annotation, molecular function: RNA polymerase II transcription regulatory region sequence-specific DNA binding; DNA-binding transcription factor activity, RNA polymerase II-specific. The record is from RefSeq and is a predicted model, not a curated record. Gene Ontology annotation, cellular component: nucleus. NCBI's taxonomy places the organism in Eukaryota, Metazoa, Arthropoda, Insecta, Diptera, Muscidae. The coding region runs from base 126 to 2189 and encodes 687 amino acids. The transcript has a single exon. Gene Ontology annotation, biological process: regulation of transcription by RNA polymerase II.